Molecule: messenger RNA, 1389 nt
Organism: Neohortaea acidophila
Lineage: Eukaryota; Fungi; Ascomycota; Dothideomycetes; Mycosphaerellales; Teratosphaeriaceae
Product: FAD dependent oxidoreductase
Exons: 4
Coding region: 1-1389 (462 amino acids)
Cellular component (GO): cytoplasm
Molecular function (GO): oxidoreductase activity
Source: RefSeq, a predicted model, not a curated record
AUGGACUCUAAAUCUUUCCCCGUGCCGAACUCGACUACGUCCUUCUGGCGAUCAGACCCUCAUCCAUUCGACAGUCAUCGAAGCACCGAAAAUCUCCCUUCCGCAGCAGAUGUCGUGGUCAUCGGCGCCGGCUAUGCUGGUGCCUCCACUGCUCACCAUCUCCUCCAACACACCGACUUCGCUCAUGGACAGCGCUCAAUGCUCAUUCUGGAAGCUAGAGAGGCAUGCUCGGGAGCUACAGGUCGCAAUGGAGGCCAUUUGAAUGCUGAUCCCUAUAAUCGAGCAGCCACAGCUCUGGAAUCUGUUGGCAAGGUCGCGGCCGAUGAAGCCACGCUGUUCGAAGUCCGACAUAUGAAGGCCGUUGGCGAUCUCAUCAAGCGGGAGAACAUCGAUUGUGAUUUCGUCAUGACGAGAGUGACGGAUGUCUGUUUAUAUGAGGAAGGUGCUACGAGGCAGAAGACCAAGAUUGAAAAGCUGACUGCAGCUGGAGUCGCCGGAUUGGACGAUGUGUUCUUUAGCGAUCACAAGACCGCGGAAAGGGCUUCUGGCAUCAAAGGGGCCAAGGGUUGUGUGAGCCAUACAGCUUGUCAUCUCUACCCCUACCGCUUCGUGAUGCACCUACUCCGAUCCGCCGUGGCGCAAGGGGUCAAUCUACAAACGCAUACCCCCGUGGAAGCUGUGUCCAGCGAGCCGGACAAAGAAGGCAGAUGGACGGUCCAGACGCCCCGAGGAGCAGUCCUUGCGUCCAAGGUCGUCUUCGCAACCAACGGCUACACCACCGCUCUGCUACCAGAACUCGCGCAGAAGAUCGUCCCCGUCCGCGGCAUCUGCAGCCGCAUUGUCACGCCGAAGCCAUACCCACCAUACCUUCCGACGAGCUCUGUCUUGCACUUCUCCGACCAUGAAUACGACUACUUGAUCCAACGAUCGGACGGCAGCAUCAUCGUUGGCGGUGCGCGGCAGGGUUUUUACAACGACCUCGGAUCUUGGUUCGAUGUGUAUGAUGACAGCGAGCUGAUGGAGUCGGCGGAGAAGUACUUUGACGGGUACAUGCAGCGCAACUUCCACGGCUGGGAAGAUAGCGAGGCUUACACGGACAAAGUGUGGACGGGAAUCAUGGGCUAUACCGACGAUGGCUUCCCGUAUGUCGGCAACGUACCCGGCAAACAAGGCCAGUUCGUGGUCGCCGGCUUCUCAGGCCAUGGAAUGCCGCAAGUCUUCUUGUCUGCCAAGGCUGUUGCUUCGAUGAUUGCGGAUGAUGCGAGACUCGAAGACGUCGAUCUUCCCCAGUUGUACCACUCGACAUCCGAACGCUUCGCUUCGAAACAGCGGCAUAUUUCCCUCCAGGCCUUCGAUGCUGUGAUGCAGAAGAUAGGGCCGAAGAAUUGA